AAUGUCAGCUGUCAUUCAAAUCGCGGAUUAGCCAUUAACCAAUACGGAAACGUUUGGGUCCCAUUUUGCUUUUAAGUUGAUUUGGGCUUUUAUAAAAACUUCCACUUAGUCGAGAGGUUUAUCAUUCUGGAUUCUAAACUGAAAGCGAAGGACGUUAAGAUGGCCCGUGAUCGAUCAGCGUCGCCGGUAGCUGAGAAGGAAAAGGAGAAAAAGGCCACGAGCCGCGGGCGUGAACGCGACCGUGAUCGCAGGAAGCGAGGCUCUGUCUCGAGCAGUAGCGAUAGCAGUGGAAGCUCCAGCGAUAGCAGUUCGUCGCGCAGUAGCUCCGGAUCUCGGUCCAGCUCAUCCAGUUCGUCGUCCUCAAGCUCUUCCUCGUCAUCUAGCUCGAGCAGUGGAACUGAUCGCCGCGCAAAGCGUAAAAGUGCAUCGAGAUCCAGAUCGAAAAGUGCCGCCGCAAAGGUUACGGCACGCAAGGAGUCCAAGGAACGACCAAAGUCCAAGGAGAGGCCACGACGGAGUUCGGAAAGGGAACCGGUUGAGGAGAGAGGCAAACGCAAGAGUCCCGAGCGUCCUAAAGAACGUCCCCGUUCACAUUCCGGCUCACAAGGUCGCCGUAAGCGCCGUGAACGUUCGCCUACACCAAAGCCAGUUCGCAUACACAUCGGUCAACUGACAAGAAACGUUUCAAAGGAUCACGUCAUGGAAAUCUUCAGUUGUUUUGGAGAAGUUAAACAUGUUGAGUUCCCAAUAGAUCGUUUUCAUCCCGAAAUUGGACGUGGCUUGGCUUAUGUGGAAUAUACUAAUCCUGAGGAUGCAGAAAAUGCCAUGAAACACAUGGACGGUGGACAAAUUGAUGGUCAAGAGGUUACUGUAUCGCCUGUGCUGAUUCCCAAGUUUCGACCGCCGAUGCGCCGGAAUUCACCGCCAAUGCGUCGUCCACCGCCACGUUGGCGAUCACCAAUGCGUUACAAUUAUAAUAGACGUCGAUCGCCAAUUAGACGACGCAGCCCGAGACGUCGAUCACGCAGUCCGAUUCGUCGUAGACGUAGGAGCAACAGUUCCGGAAGUUCACGAUAAAAAUUUCGAUGCAGUUCAUUUUGGAGAAGUGUGUGUGGAAUAUAGUGAGUUUCGCAUCCAGUUUUAAUUUAAAGUAAGACGUUCUUUGAAUAGAAUUUCAACUAAUUAUAUAAUUGAUUCUUUUUUACCUUCAGAAGCGUUCCCCACGCUAAAGAAGGGAUUAGAUGUAAUUAUUCUCAACUGUACCGAAGAAUAAAAUGCAAAUAAAAGAUAUCUUAUUAAAAAAA
Hermetia illucens (black soldier fly) is the source of this 1304-nucleotide messenger RNA. It is a transcript of the gene RnpS1, whose product is annotated as RNA-binding protein with serine-rich domain 1-A. Gene Ontology annotation, biological process: mRNA splicing, via spliceosome. Bases 160 to 1077 code for a protein of 305 amino acids. The transcript is spliced from 4 exons. The record is from RefSeq and is a predicted model, not a curated record. Lineage: Eukaryota; Metazoa; Arthropoda; Insecta; Diptera; Stratiomyidae. Gene Ontology annotation, molecular function: RNA binding. Gene Ontology annotation, cellular component: ASAP complex; cytoplasm; nucleoplasm.